UCCAAUUACAGAGACAGUAUCAAAAAGAAAACUAGAAGCUGUGAAGAAUGGAGGUGCCUCAUCCAGGUUUUAGAUUCUACCCAACUGAAGAAGAGCUGGUUUCCUUCUACCUUCGCAACAAGCUUGAUGGGAAGGGACCAGAUGUGCACCGGAUUAUUCCGGUCAUCGACGUUUGUGACAUGGAACCUUGGCACCUUCCAAAGCUUGCAGGAGAGCUGUGUCAAGCAGACACAGAGCAAUGGUUUUUCUUCACGCCAAGACAGGAGAGAGAAGCUAGGGGAGGAAGACCCAGCAGAACCACAGAUUCUGGGUACUGGAAGGCAACAGGCUCUCCUGGCUACGUGUAUUCAUCGGAAAACCGGGUGAUUGGAGUGAAGAAAACCAUGGUUUUCUAUAAGGGGAAGGCUCCUACAGGAAGGAAAACCAAGUGGAAGAUGAAUGAAUACAGAGCCAUUGAAGAAGAGAUCAACCCAUAUAGCAGAGUCAUUCCCAAGUUGAGGCAUGAAUUCACUUUGUGCCGAGUUUAUGUGAUCUCGGGAAGCUUCCGUGCAUUUGAUCGGCGCCCGGAAGUGUCAACAAUAAAGACACAGCAUGUCAUUGAUGGGGCAGGGGCUGGGGCUGCAAGUACAUCUCAGAACGCCACAAUGGAGGAAAGAACAAGUUCAUCUGAAACUUCUUAUUCAGGAGGAGACCUUCCUGAUCUCCCAGAGGUUGCAGGAAGUAUUAACUGGGAUAUAAAUGAUGGUUUAGAAUCUCUAUUGGAAUGGGACCAAAUAGAUUGGCUCUAACCCAAGCCAUGUAAAGAUCUGCAACCCUGUUGAGCAACACUGAUAUUGUCCCAUUCCAAUAGAGAGCACUAGAAAAGCUUACUUUAGAUCUAAUAAAUUCUUUUUUUCUUUUAUUCAUGAAGUGACAGAAGGGUACGUAGGAGUGAGGAUGUAAAUUUUAUAACAUGAGAAUUAAAAAUAUCUGUAAGAAAACUGAAGCUAGGAAUGAGAAGCAGGGUGAAGCAAGUUUUGGAGUAGCAGAGCUAAGUUGUCGAUUACGUUCAGCUUUAAUUAGUCUCAAGAUUGCUCA
Messenger RNA from Juglans microcarpa x Juglans regia, 1077 nucleotides. RefSeq names its product NAC domain-containing protein 90-like. Gene Ontology annotation, molecular function: DNA binding. Lineage: Eukaryota; Viridiplantae; Streptophyta; Magnoliopsida; Fagales; Juglandaceae. Gene Ontology annotation, biological process: regulation of DNA-templated transcription. The transcript is spliced from 3 exons. The coding region runs from base 48 to 788 and encodes 246 amino acids. The record is from RefSeq and is a predicted model, not a curated record.